AAUGUACAUUCGGAAGACUACUACGUCAUUUUAAGGAUUUCCAGGAUUCCCCAUAGUAUAUUUGACAGUCAUUACCCAUGUUGUUAUCCUGAUCGGACGUCCCCAUUUGAUGAGUGGCCUGAUAGAUGACCAAAUGACUCAAGCCUAGGAUUGUUAUAUUCAGUGAAAUGAUAACGGGAAUGGUCAUAGCAAUAUAAGAGAUGGGAUUUAUCAAAAGAGAAUACAUUAUUAUCAACGGAAGGAACUUUUUUAUAAGUGCAGAACAUAUCAUUGUAAGGGAAGGAACAUAGUGUAGGAUAAAGAACUCUUCACUGUACGAGAAGGAAGACACAUGAGGAGAUAUAUAUCAUUAUAAGAGAAGGAACACAUUAUUAUCAUGAUUACAGAUGGAAUGCUACAUUUUAAUGAGAAUGAACACUUCACUAUAAUAAAAGAAGAGAACGAACACUUCACUAUAAGAAAAGACACCUAUAAAAAGAGAGGGAACACACCUUUAUGAGAAUAGAAACACAUCAUUAUAAGAGAAGGAACACAUCAUUAUUAUAAGAUUUUGAGAAUAAAUAUAUCCUUAUAAGAGAAAGAACACACUAUUAUACAGAGAAUGCACACUUUAUAAUAAGAUUGUCAGAAUGGAUACAUCACUUUGGUAUGAGUAUUACCAGGGUGUUGUGUAUCCGUUAGAUCUCUGUUCUCCACCAGCUAUUGGACAACAGAAGAAGAGUGUAGCAUCCUUGACAACCUUGUGUUCUCGUUACAUCAUACAAGACUCUACCAUGACAGCUCAGGCCAUACACUACAUACCGAAAGAGCUUUGUAUUGUAUUGAUGCAAGAAGCAUUGAUAUGUAACAAAGAUCGGGCUGUUGAUGUUUUGUUGUCUCAUUGGCCAUUUGAAACUUUGUCACUACAGAAACUGGUACCAAAUGUGUUUACUUCUGUAAGGCCAUUAUAUGAUAUGUUAUAUUUAUCUGAAGUUACCAGGCAAUGUUUGAGAUACACCACAUGUUUGGCUCAUACCUUCCUUGAAUGUGUGAAAAAUAAAACUCCAACAAAACUCCGAUAUCUGGAUAUGUCAGGAUUUCCUACUCCGGAGGUAAUCCUGUACUAUCUGGCUACACAUUGUAUGUUGUCAUAUAAUGAAGCUCGUCAAAAUGUGAUGGUCAACAUGUAUAAUAAAGCUGUACAGUUAUUGCCACAGCCUGUGCCAGAUCGUUUAAUGAUGGCCGAUCAGUUCCUGCCUGACACUUCAAUUCUAGUAAAACUUGAUGCCUUUGUUGCUGCAGACCAGACACUGACAGAACUAAGUAAAGCCUUGAAGGUAUCAGGAUUUACUGACAGUAAACUGUGUAUGUGUUUACAGAAACUUGAUGCUACAUGUUUGGGGGAACCUAAGCUUAACAUACUUCUUGGACAGAUAAAUCCACAGUAUUUGACAGGAAUUAGAUUGAAGUACAACUCUAUUAACUGUGAGAGUUUUUGUAACCUGGCCCCUACACUAGAGAAGUUUACAAACUUAUGUGCCUUAGACCUUUCGUGUAACAGUAUAACAGUGUACCAGAGUGACUCAACAACAGAGGUCCUUGGUAAAACACUGUCCUCCUUACCAAAUCUAAGCAGACUGGAUCUUAGUAGUAACAGACUGAAGUACAAGCUACGACAGCUAAUCAGUGGUACACAGCAGCCGUUACAACAUCUUCGUCUGGCAGGAUGUGGUCUGACAGAAUCAGAUAUCAGAUACCUAUCAACAUCACACCAUACCAAAGCCUUACAACACAUUGAUUUAAGUGGAAACACACUGACAUUAUGUUGUGGAAGUUUAGGACAUCUAUUAGAAGAAGUUAAGUCUACCUUACUAGUGCUUGAGUUAGAGGACAGUAAACUAGAUGAUGGUGGUAUUCUUCGCCUGUUGCCCUACAUUUCCUUGUUACAUUCCAUUCUGUAUCUGAAUCUGUCCCAGAAUUCCUUAGUUUCUUCAGUUUGUUUACAGCUGAGUGUAACAUUAUCGACAUUGGUAGAUCUGAAGGCUAUGAAGAUAUCAUACUGCUCAGACUUUUAUGGAACAGAAGAUGAAGAAGAAUUUAAUCGAGUCAAACAAAUGUUUGUCAACCAAUUUUUAGUGGUUCUGAACAAAUUAUCUGAAACACAUCUGGUCAUGUCUGAUCUUGAAAGCAUUUGAUAAUUUAUAAUAAUCAUGAUUGUACCUUUUCAUGAUGUAUAUAAAACCAUGAUUGUACUGUUUUAUAAUUUAUAAUGAUCAUGAUUGUACCGUUUAACAAUUUAUAAUGAUCAUGACUGUAUAAACUGUUUAAUAAUUAGAAUGAUGUAUAAGAAUAUGUAAAUAUUAUGUUCAUUGCAGAAAUUAUAGAUAGAAAUAUAGACUAAAAUUAUAAAGUUA
This is a messenger RNA of Mytilus californianus (California mussel), 2393 nucleotides long. RefSeq names its product leucine-rich repeat-containing protein 14-like. Gene Ontology annotation, cellular component: cytoplasm. The transcript is spliced from 5 exons. The record is from RefSeq and is a predicted model, not a curated record. NCBI's taxonomy places the organism in Eukaryota, Metazoa, Mollusca, Bivalvia, Mytilida, Mytilidae. The coding region runs from base 630 to 2174 and encodes 514 amino acids.